Molecule: messenger RNA, 1399 nt
Organism: Cynoglossus semilaevis (tongue sole)
Lineage: Eukaryota; Metazoa; Chordata; Actinopteri; Pleuronectiformes; Cynoglossidae
Gene: ccdc122
Product: coiled-coil domain containing 122
Exons: 6
Coding region: 133-963 (276 amino acids)
Source: RefSeq, a predicted model, not a curated record
GUCUUCCGUUAGUUUAUCCAAGCAGAAUCAUUUUUUAAAAAUGCCGUCGAGGGCCCCAUUAACAUGUUUAAUUUAAUUAAUUCAUCAAUAUUAAGAUAUUUCGUCAAGUAAACAAAGCAAAGUAGUUUCAAAAUGGCAGGUUUCAAGACUAGUGAUAAAGGAACAGAGGAAGUUCUGGGUCUCUCAUUAAACAAAGCGGUCGAGGAUGUCAGCCACCACAGCACCAUCCAGACUGAGGCACUGAAAGAGAAGCAGAAGAUACUCAGCUCUCUGCAGGCCAAUCUUACAGAUGUUGAAAGAAGAAGUGAGGUGGUAGAGCAGCAGCUGAAAACAACAGUGAGGGAGAUACUCCUGUUGGAGAUCAGCAUGGAAGACCUGGAGCAGCAUACAAAAUGCCUACAUGAUCGGUGUGUUUCCAUCAGCAAAGAGAAUACAGAACUCAAGAUUCAUGUACACGGGGAGGAGGAGAAGGCUCAUGUGGCACUGGUAAAGUUCACUGACUACCGAACCAAGAUGGAGAGUCACAGAGCUGCUGUUUUGCACAUGAUGAGCCAAACAGAGGUCUUUAAGAACAUUGAAGAGAAGAGAGCGCUGGUCAGGAAUUUGAAACUCUGGAAAGAUGAGCUGAAGAAAGAUCUAGAAAGCUCUGAUGGAAAAACAGUGUGUACGGCACAGAGAGAAAAUGAUGCUCUGAAAGAAAAGAUCUGUCUUAUGAAAAAGGCUGUAGCCAAGAAGACAGAGCUUUUGCAGAAAGAGCUUGAAACUCAGACAGGAAUGAAGAAAGAAAUUGAGAUCCAGAACAAACGAUAUGAAGCUAUUGUCAAACGCCUCAACUGUCAACUGAGCCGAGCUCAGGCCGUCCACAGGCAAGUGUCUGAAAAAAUCUGCAACAUGCAGAUUCAACUCGCUGAGCUCAAGAAACAGUACGAAUUGUCCCAGAAUUCAGUGGGCGGUGGCAACUGAACAGCACCCCUGCUCCGUGUGGUGUUGUCGGUUUAAAGACUUGGUCGGUUUGUUUCCAGAAGAUUUGUUGGUGUUCAUAGAUAUGAACACAAGAGGGCAGCAUUGUAAUCAAAAUGGUAAUCUGUUGAGAUGAACGGUUAAAUAUAGUGUUUUGUUUAUUAUGUGAAUAAAAAUGUAUACUGAAAAAUAAAUAAAUAUAUAUUAUUCUCACAUUUCCGUCAUGUUAUUAGCAGUAUCAUGUAUUACUAAGAGAUAAUGUCUUUACAGAGUUUUGAUGUUGACACCCACCAUCUUGUCCAGAAUGUCGUCAAACCCUUACCACCAUUGGGGCAGUGGUGUUGUGGUACAAACUGUUCUUAGUGUCCGCUUCACUGGGUCGCUUGACAGCAUACAAUGUGGCAGUCCUAUGGCGCACUAACAAAAGUGUGACGAUGUU